Molecule: messenger RNA, 588 nt
Organism: Trichoderma virens Gv29-8
Lineage: Eukaryota; Fungi; Ascomycota; Sordariomycetes; Hypocreales; Hypocreaceae
Exons: 1
Cellular component (GO): mitochondrion
Source: RefSeq, a predicted model, not a curated record
CACUCGGACCUCGAGUCGUUUCUCGAGGACGCGAAGCGGCGUGGGCUGGACGAGAAAUCGCCCCUGUUCACGGGCACGCGGUACGAGUACCUUGUGGCGGAGCGUCUGGCGCGGUACGGCUUCUCGCUGCGCAGGAUCGGGGGCGCGUCGGACUUUGGGGUCGAUCUUGUGGGCGAGUGGACGGUGCCGGCGACUACUACGGCGUUGUCGUCGUCGUCGUCGUCGGCAGCGUCGCGGGCCAUCCGGGUCUUGGUGCAGUGUAAAGCCGGGAUUCAGCGCGUAGGGCCGCACAUGAUCCGGGAGCUGGAGGGAUCGUUUGCCGGGGCGCCGGCCGGGUGGAGGGGGAACGGGGUGCUGGGACUGCUGGUGGCGGAGAGGACGGCGACAAAGGGCAUGAGGGAAGCUCUGGGCAGGGCGGACGUGCCGAUGGGGUAUUUCUGCUGCUCGGGGGACGGGGUGGUGAGGCAGAUGCUCUGGAACCAGAGGGCGGAGGACGAGGGGCUGGAGGGCGUUGGUGUUGCGUUGAAGAGAGGGGACGAGCGGGAUUCUGACGAGGUUGUUCUUGUGAAGAAUGGAGAGCCGCUGCCG